Molecule: messenger RNA, 242 nt
Organism: Racocetra persica
Lineage: Eukaryota; Fungi; Glomeromycota; Glomeromycetes; Diversisporales; Gigasporaceae
Source: the annotation of a GenBank genome assembly
AAGAAGGAAAUGUUGAGGAAUCAACAGAACAAUUAAAUAAAAAGAGUAAAGUUGAUAAGGCAAUGACGAGCAAUACAAAUCUGAUACAUACUGAGAACAUAAUGUACAUACCUUUUAUGGAAUUAUCCGAUAAACUUGACAUACUUAAGAAGAUAGCUGGAAUGGAGAUAACUAUUAAUCUAGGACAAUUGUUCAAGUGGUCACCAAAAACACAUAUUGAGAUCAUGAGGGCAUUGUUAUGA